Messenger RNA from Helobdella robusta, 1242 nucleotides. RefSeq lists its product as hypothetical. Gene Ontology annotation, molecular function: cell-cell adhesion mediator activity. Gene Ontology annotation, cellular component: plasma membrane; axon. The record is from RefSeq and is a predicted model, not a curated record. The transcript is spliced from 7 exons. NCBI's taxonomy places the organism in Eukaryota, Metazoa, Annelida, Clitellata, Rhynchobdellida, Glossiphoniidae. The coding region runs from base 1 to 1242 and encodes 413 amino acids. Gene Ontology annotation, biological process: homophilic cell-cell adhesion; axon guidance; dendrite self-avoidance.
AUGGCCAAAAUGAAGGCGCGUAGAAAUCGGAGAAAAGUGAAUGACAACAACAAAAAACCAUAUAUUAAUGAUAACAAAUCUUUUAAAAGUGAUAACAUCAAGGAAAGAACUUCAUCAUUUAACAUUACGUUUACUUCUUCACCUAUUGAUGUAAUAGCUUUGCCAAAUAAAGAAUUUUUUAUUUACUGUUCAGUUUUCACUAUUGAUGUCAAGGGAAAUCCUUUUUCUGUUUACUGGAUGAAAAAUGGCAAUAAUUAUAGUGUUGAAAUUGUACAUUCCAAAAGACAUCACGUACUACAGGACGGUACCUUAAAAUUUGAUGACUUUGAAAAAGCUGAUGAGGGUGAAUAUUUCUGUGUAGUUAGCUUUUCCAAGGGAGACAUCAUGAGCCCACCUGCUAAAGUAAAAAUUGCAGAUUUGAGCUUGAAAAAUAAUUACAAAGAGAUAAGCAUUUCACUCAAAAGAAAUAUAUUAUUAGAAUGUGAAAUACACGCUGUCCCAGAUCCUCAAACUAUUUGGCUGAAAGACGGAAAAAGACUUAUUGAUCUUAAUGAAUCAAGAACCCAAGGCCUGUUUUCACUGGGCCUGUCUGUGAGUCGGUCGGCUUUCGCACAACCUUGGCCUGUUUUCACUGGGCCGUCAAGUCUGAUCGGCUUUCGCACGACCAAGGGCCUGUUUUCACUGGGCCUGUCAGUCAGUCGGUCGGCUUUCGCACAACCCUGGCCUGUUUUCACUGGGCCGUCGAGUCUGAUCGGCUUUCGCACGACCAACACAAAACAACAAGAAAUUUUUCAACCGAGCUGGAAGAGUUUGCACAUAUUACAAGUGGUUGAUGAUGAUGCUGGUUUGUAUACUUGUGAAGCAUCAAAUGUGCUGGGUCAGUUGAGUACCACUACAAUAGUUCGCGUGGGCGACGGUGCAAGCAAAAAACAAGUGAUACGAAAUGAUUUGACAGAUGCUCCAACUCUGCUGAGUGGCAGGAGUGUGGUCGAUGCGUUAAUAAAUACUGAUGUGAACCUUCAGUGCCUUUGGUCAUUUUCACAUUCACUCUGGUUUAAAGAAGGACAACCGAUCAACUCAGGAAGUGCAAGUAGUUUGGUCAUUAAGAAUGUGUCACUGGAUUCCGCGGGAACUUACACGUGCAUCAAUGCAUACAACCAAUCCAUCAGUUGGGCUGUUUCUCUCCAAGUUUAUGGUCUGUUCCUACUUAUUCUUUUCGAUGAAAAAAGUUUCUCAAAAUAA